This is a messenger RNA of Fundulus heteroclitus (mummichog), 2035 nucleotides long. Its product is annotated as cationic amino acid transporter 2-like. The coding region runs from base 93 to 1286 and encodes 397 amino acids. The record is from RefSeq and is a predicted model, not a curated record. The transcript is spliced from 8 exons. Lineage: Eukaryota; Metazoa; Chordata; Actinopteri; Cyprinodontiformes; Fundulidae. Gene Ontology annotation, biological process: amino acid transport; transmembrane transport. Gene Ontology annotation, cellular component: plasma membrane. Gene Ontology annotation, molecular function: amino acid transmembrane transporter activity.
UGCACUAGUCUCAAGCUGCAGGUCAGCUGCCUGGAAAUAAAAGGAAAUCCAUAAUCCCUUUUUUUCUUUUCAUCACAAUUUUUACUUUUAAAAUGUCAAGACACACUGAAAUCAGUAGUUUAGAAACAAAUUCCAGCAAAGCGACAGCAUUUAUUCAUGCACUGACCCGAAAGAAGCCUCUGCAGCCUGAAGAUGAAGAGUCCAACUUCUGCAGGUGCCUAACCACCCUGGACCUGGUGGGUCUUGGUGUCGGUAGCACACUUGGAGCUGGGGUUUAUGUGCUCUCGGGCGAGGUUGCAAGGGAAGUGGCAGGCCCCAGCAUAGUCUUUUCCUUCUUUGUGGCAGCUGUGGCUUCAGUUUUUGCAGGAAUGUUCUAUGCUGAAUUUGGAGCCCGGGUACCCAAGACAGGCUCUGCCUACCUUUACACCUAUGUGACAGUAGGAGAAGUGUUGGCAUUUGUAACUGGAUGGAACUUGCUGCUGUCUUAUGUCAUUGGUGCAUCAAGCGUAGCGAAAGCUUGGACGGGAACCUUUGAUGACCUGAUGGAUAAUGUCAUUGCCAAAACUCUGGAAGAAUAUGCAAUGAUGGACUCCCCUGGCUUGACUGCAUACCCAGACUUCUUUGCUGCUGCCCUGAUUAUGUUGCUUGCUGGUAUACUUGCAUAUGGGGACAUCAACAACUGGAACAUCAGUGAGAGCUUCAUUCACAAUAUAACCCAGGAAAUGGAAAACAUUACAGCAGCCCAAAAUCAAACCGUCAACUUUGGUCUUGGUGGGUUUUUCCCUUUCGGCUUUGAUGGGACUUUGGCUGGAGCAGCGACCUGCUUCUAUGCUUUUGUUGGAUUUGACUGCAUUUCCACAACAGGUGAAGAGGUCAAGAAUCCACAAAAAUCUUUACCUAAUGGGAUUGUGAUAUCCUUGUUCAUCUGCUUCUUGGCUUAUUUUGGCAUCUCAGCCUCUCUGACACUUAUGAUGCCCUACUACUUGCUUGAUGUACAUAGUCCACUACCAGUGGCCUUUGAGUACAUUGGCUGGGAGCCUGCAAAGUAUGCAGUGGCUGUAGGAUCACUCUGUGCUCUCUCAACAAGUCUUCUUGGGGUGAUGUUUCCAAUGCCACGGGUGAUAUUUGCCAUGGCUAGAGAUGGCUUGCUCUUCAAACCCCUGUGCUAUAUGAGUUCCAGGCAAAGCCCAGUCUUGGCCACACUGUCUGCAGGAGCUGUAGCUGGUAAGACAUCUGUUUUUGUACCCAUAGUUUUCCAACAACGCUCCAUUGGUUGUAUUGGAUAAGUAAACACACUUGUAGAAAACCAAAUCAAAGAGUAAGACAUUAAUUGAUUUCUAAGAACUCCCAAGGAACCAUAGGGUUUCCAACUGUAUAAUUAACUUCUCUUAAAACUGUAGAUACUUUGGCAUGGUUAAAUGGUUUAAGUUCAACAUAGUGAACUGUGAUUUCUUGAUUAUUAGUCUUAUUUAGCAUAGUGGGGAAAUGAUCUGUGUCCAUAAAGUUCUUGCAGACAUUUAUUCGAUUACUUUAAAACGUUGGUUGCAUAGCUUAGAGUUUGAAAUAUUUACAUCCUCUAAACAAAAAAUUAUGAUGGCUUAAAACGAUGUUAUUUCAUCAGUGAAAUAAUAUAGUGAUGCAUUUCAAUAAUCCAGUUGGAAGAAGACAAAAGAAAAUGAAUAGUUACUAGUUAAUUGGUUGCUCAUUAUGCAAAACAGGACCAUCAGGAUACCAACAUAUCGGAACACUAAUCUAUUGAUAGCCCAGUUGUCCUCUUUUGUAUAUUUACAACCAGUUUUGAUUGUCACGCCUGAAAUCGCUGAUCCACUUGCAAAGACACGCUUCUAAGUUUAAAGUUCACCUACAGCUCUUUAGACUGAAGAAGUCUCUAGGAGAAUAGACAAAGUUUAAAUAAAAGAGAUGUUCAGAGGACCUAUCUAAUUAAUUUUUCCUUUUCUGUGUAUCAGUUAAAUCAUUUUAUAUUUACAUAAAGGAUUGGGUAAAUAAUCGGGUUUAAAUUGGAGGGAACUGGACA